AUCGAUGAACUUGGACGAAUUCGUAAGGAACAGCUCGAUGCAAAGGCGGCGAUUGACAAACGGUUGGCCAUGUUAGAAGAGGUGAUCGUCGCACUGCCGAAGCAAUGCGAAGUCGCUAAAGCUAACGGGGAAGCUUGGAAGUCUGAAGCGUUGCGCCCCGGUAACAAGCGUGGUGCGAUGGCGACAGGUCAGACUCCCAUGACCGAUGUCAGGGUUCGAUCUCGAGUCACUCCAUCUGCAGGACCAGGUGCGACUGGACGGGUCAACCCGCAGCUCAAAGCAAUGGUGAAACGGCAUCAGCAGGAAGUGGAGCUUCUGAAGGAAAUGCGCCUACGUGAGCUGAACGCUCAGAAAGAAUCCGAGGAAGAAAUCGAUCGCCUGAAGGACUCUUUGGCAAGGUUGGAGACUGCGAAGAAAUGUGGUGCCACGAAUCUGAAAUCGAAGUUAGAUGAAGCAGCCGAUGGAUCUUCCAGAACGAUGAAAGCCAAGGACACCCCGGUUGUUCUCGUUAGUCAACGGGAAGCGGCCUUGAGGGAUGAACGGAAGAAAUUGCGGAACCUUAAAAAGGACGACGUCAUCGCUAUUUGCGAGAAAGAAGGGAUGGCGUGCACUCGAUUAGAAGACACUAAGGAGACGAUUGUGCAAGCUCGGGUUAACAAGAUACUAGAAGAUGAUGAGCGGAGCAGAGAUUUGAGUAAGAUUGACUCCAUUGUGGAAGUGACUGACGACGGGGAUGGGGACUCACCCAAAGUCGGGGGGUGUGACGCCGCUUCUUCUUAGGGUCACGCCCCGACGAGAUUUUACGAUGGCAUAUAGUACGUGUUUGUUUUCGUCUUCGGUCUCUCGAUAUUCUUUGGCUUCGUAGCAAGGACGUU
Molecule: messenger RNA, 875 nt
Organism: Chara braunii
Lineage: Eukaryota; Viridiplantae; Streptophyta; Charophyceae; Charales; Characeae
Source: the annotation of a GenBank genome assembly